Molecule: messenger RNA, 1569 nt
Organism: Fusarium oxysporum Fo47
Lineage: Eukaryota; Fungi; Ascomycota; Sordariomycetes; Hypocreales; Nectriaceae
Product: ankyrin repeat domain-containing protein
Exons: 4
Coding region: 1-1569 (522 amino acids)
Molecular function (GO): protein binding
Source: RefSeq, a predicted model, not a curated record
AUGUCUGGAAUCGACAGAUCUAAGUUGCUGAGAAGACUUUGUCCCGGUGAUCAAUUUCAAGUUGGCCACGCAGCGGUAACCUGUGUCUACUUCCAAGAGAGGCACAAGCAGUAUGAUGCUGCCGACUUCAAUCACGCUUUCGCCUCGGUUCUAAGACAGUUAGUGUCACAAUUGCCUCAGACGUCUGAUACUCUACGGAAACUAGAACUGGCAGAAUAUGAUAAAAUUCCACGGCUAUGGGGAGAUGAAUUUACCCGACUCCUACACAGGAUUACUGGCGAGCUUGGCAAGGUGUUGAUCAUCCUCGAUGGAGUCGCAGCCGAUGUCACUACCAAAGCUUUGACAGACCUAAUACUCGCAAUCAAUCCAGACAGCGGUUCCGAUCAGAUAAUCCAAGUCCUCUUCACUAGCCAGGACCCACCUCCUAUAGACUUCAGUACAUUGCACCAGAUCGUUAAGACCCAAAUUUUUGCCUCUGAUGCGGACGUGAAAAAAUACAUCAUCAGGGCACUUCAAAGCAUCACCGGUAAAGACUUGUCCUCAAGGCAUUCUGAGUUUGUUAAAGGCCUGGUCCGAACAUUUGACGGCCGUAAAGAAAGUUUCCUGAGAAUCAGGGCUUCUCAGUCAGAAAUGGUUCUUUGUAUUCUCUAUCAUGCGGCUAUGGCUGCUGACGCCGGCUACUCAAUGACAAUGCCCAUGGCAGUCGAGGCGUUGAAUGCAUGGAAAAUCUAUCGUCAAGACGAGGAUGGGAAGCCUUUCCAGCUUGUAGAAGUUGUCCAGGGUUGCCGCGGUCUCAUCAUCUGGGGCGAGAAUGACCGGUCGUUCCGCAUUCGAUCUCCCCUUCUUGGCGACUACCCCAAACGUGAGGCCUUUGGGACCGACUACAAUAGGCGAUGGGUUACCGCUUCACACCGCUAUCUGUCAUCUGAAAUUUUCGCAAAUGGGGCCUGCAGAUCGUACCUUUGGUUCGCAUCGGGAUUCCUCGGUUUGGGGUUGGCCAAAGCUGUCCCGGAAGCAUUUGUGCAAGACUUCAGACAGCUUUCGUCUCGAAGAGGAUCAAUCGAAUCAUAUCAGCAGGCGGCUGAAGCAAAUCCCUUUGAAAACGAGACUAGUUAUGAUGAACUUGAGGAAUAUCACGAGCGCUGGCAUUGUUUCACUACUGGAUACAGCCCGCUCCACUUGGCGGCGCUUCCAUCAGCUCCGGCAUAUUUGAUCGAUGUACUAGUGGCAUUUGGAGAAGAUCUUGAAACCCGAGAUUGCCUUAGGCGUACUGCGCUUCAUUUAGCUGCCGAGACAGAGGGCGAUAUUAGUAUCAUGGAAUCUCUCGUCGAGGCGGGCGCUAAGGUGUUUGCCAAGGACGACGAUGCAGGCGAUACGCCCUUGGUUAAUGCCGUCAUACACGGGGGCCCUGCCUCUGUUAAGUUUCUCUUGGGGAAUGGUGCUGAAAUCAGUGAGCUUAAUGAAGGUAUUCUUAAGCAGUGUCGACAAGAGAACCCAGAUGUUGCGGUCUAUUUGCAGGAGCUAGGCAUCAACGCUCAAGCUGCUGAUGCGAGUGAGGCUGAGGAUUGA